This is a messenger RNA of Austrofundulus limnaeus, 1375 nucleotides long. RefSeq names its product PDZ and LIM domain 1 (elfin) (gene pdlim1). Bases 180 to 1163 code for a protein of 327 amino acids. The record is from RefSeq and is a predicted model, not a curated record. NCBI's taxonomy places the organism in Eukaryota, Metazoa, Chordata, Actinopteri, Cyprinodontiformes, Rivulidae. Gene Ontology annotation, biological process: heart development; muscle structure development; actin cytoskeleton organization. Gene Ontology annotation, cellular component: stress fiber; Z disc; adherens junction. The transcript is spliced from 7 exons. Gene Ontology annotation, molecular function: muscle alpha-actinin binding; actin binding.
CGUCGAACCGAUUCGUCAGACUGGAACCUGGGUCCACCCCCGGCUGGCGAGCGAGACACCCGAACCUGGGCCCGGCCCGUCACUCUGAAACUGUUCGUGUCACGCGCGACAGGAGCUGAACCCGUCGUUAAUUUAGCUCCGGUUAUUAACAGACCUGCGUCCGGAUCAUCAUCAUCAUCAUGCCUCUCCGGGUUGAGAUGGAGGGUCCCGGGCCCUGGGGGUUCCGGCUGGUCGGCGGCAAAGACUUCGACCAGCCUCUGGCCAUUUCCCGAGUGAACCCCGGCAGUAAAGCGGCGCAGGCCAACCUCUGCACCGGUGACAUCAUCCUGUCAAUCAACGGAGACGCCACAGAGAGCAUGACUCACCUGGAGGCCCAGAACAAGAUCAAGAGCUGCGUGGAGGAGAUGGUUCUGUCCGUGGACAGGUCAGAAUCUAAACUCUGGUCGCCGCUCUCCUCCGAGGAAGGAAAGUCUCAUCCCUACAAGAUGAACCUGGCCUCUGAGCCCCGGGAAGUGAAAAGUAUUGGCUCCUCCCACAACAGGAGCGCCCUGCCGUUCGCCGGGUUUGGACCCGGGCCCAAAGUCGUCACAAACCAGUACAACAACCCGUCUGGACUCUACUCCUCACAGAACAUCCAGAACUUCAACACAGCCGUGGACGAAGUCAAAACUGGAACCGGAACUGGAGCCCCCGCCCCCGAGACCAACAAAGCUCCUUCAGAACCGUCGGCGGCACCGAAGCGACCCCCGAUCGCCGCCGACUCGGAGGUCUACAAGAUGCUCCAGGAGAACCAGGAGUCUGAGGAGCCGCCGCGUCAGUCCGUGUCCUUCAAGGUGCUGCAGGAGAUCCUGGGGACAGGCGACUCUGAGAAACCUUCCGGCUUCAGGAGCGUGAAAGCUCCGACUACGAAGAUCGGAUCAUCGGUGGGAAACACGGACAAGCUGCCCACCUGUGACAAGUGUGGCUCUGGGAUCGUGGGGAUGCUGGUGAAGCUGAGGGACAAGUUCCGUCACCCGGAGUGCUACACGUGCACGGACUGCGACCUGAACCUGAAGCAGAAGGGACACUUCUUCGUGGAGGACCAGAUCUACUGCGAGCAGCACGCUCGAGAGCGGACCACCCCACCCGAGGGCUACGACGUCGUCACCGUCUUCCCAAAGUAGAGCCGCCAGCUACCGGGCCUGGGACUGACCCCGAGACCCAGGACUCAAGACCCAGAGACCCAGGACUCAGGACCUGGUCCUCCAUGUCGUUGAUUUGCACAAAUCUUUUUAAACCUGAUUGGAUUGUUUCUAAGUAUUGGAGCCGCUCCAUGUUUCACAGUUUUUUUUAUAUGCUUCAAAUAAGUUCCCUGAAUAAAAGUUCAUGUUUUUAA